ACAUCUUUUCUGAGGCAUUUUUAAAAUUUGAUGUCGAUACGAUUUUUUAAUCCAAAGUUAUUUUGAAAUAAAGAUGCGAAACAUACCCGGGUAGGCGGUUGUACACAUGACGGUUAACGUUGCUGUUCAGAUUGUCAACUGGGUGUGCGGAUCGGAUCGCGCAGCUUUCCAAACGUCAACGAAUAAUUCCACCACAAAGAACAUUCUUUUGUGCGAGUUCAAAGAAACGUGUUCGAUUCGCAUGCUUCAUGAGGAACAGAACGCUUGAGUGAUUUAGCAAUUUUCAAUUACUAAACAGAGUGCAUUUGUCUUAUUUAGUGGCAGUAUUCAGUUUGCUUUGUUUGCCUUCUGUUGGCUAAAGAAUGGAGGAAGCUAUUGCGGCAUUUCAUGAAGGCAUGGACACGUUUUACGAACCACAGUCUGUGACAUGUACAGCAAAAAAUAAGCGUGUGUUGUUUGCAAAAAUGUACGAUACUUUCCUUAAACCCAGUAUAUUACAAGCAAAACUUAACAAUCUAAGUGCUAAAGAAACCAUCGAGUUCCUGGUCCCCAAAAUUCUAGAUUGGAUUCGUAACAAUUCCGUUCGUGAACAAUUGAACUUGCGCAACGAUUUAAAGGACAAUACCAAAGCAGCUCAGCUACGGUCCGAAGGAAAUAAAAUGUUUCACCCGAACGUGAAACGCUACAUCGAGGCCAUCAAGCUGUACAAUGAGAGCAUCGCCUUUUCCGAAAAAGGAUCGACAGAAAGGGCAUUGGCCUAUGCAAAUCGCUCAAACAUUUGUCUGAAGAUGCAACGCUAUGAAGACUGUCUGAAGAACAUUCGGCUUGCUCGUGAGUCAAACUAUUCUGGAGAAAAGUUGAAUCAACGCGAAAAAGAGGUUAAAAAUGCUUUGGCAAAGGCUCGGAACAAGAAUGCUUCAUCGAGCAAGUUUUCUCCGGAUGUGGUGGAAGAGCCCGAGCUAAGCUAUCCGGCCAAGGAGAAUGCGCCGCAAGUUGCCAACUGUCUGGAACUGCGCAAAAACGAAGAAUAUGGACGACAUGUGGUGACCACUCGUAAGCUGAAGGUAGGCGAUGUCGUGAUGAUUGAAAGGCCGUUCGUUACCGUGCUGAAGGAUUCGUUCCGAUAUGUUCGAUGUGAUUUUUGCCAUGGCGAACGACCAUUCACAUUGAUUCCAUGCGAAGGAUGUACCGCGGCCAUGUACUGUUCGGAGGAAUGUCUGAGUAAAGCGUACAACAACUAUCAUCGAUAUGAUUGCGGGCUUUUACGAGACUUGUAUGAAGAUUUCGAAGAAGUUUCCUUGAUUGCUAUUCGCAUGCUUGCCAUUGCGAUCACAACCUUCGAUAAUAAUCCAGAGGCAUUGAAGGAUCAUCUCGAUGUACUGGAUGAAUCCAAUGUGAACGGGUUUACGAUGGAUUGGAAUAAAGCAACGCAACAAGACAUUUUCAACACGGUGCACGUGUUAACCACUAAUCAAGAACGGCGACACAGCAUGUUUGUUGCAAUGUUCAUCUUCAAUGCUACCAUCCUACAUACCCUUAUUCUGGAAAGAACAGAGCUGGGACCGGUGUGCGAAGCAAACCCUGCAACAAACAAGUUUUUACUAGAUUUGAUCCUGCGAUAUAUGCAAAUCGUGAAUUGUAACAGAAAAUUGUUGUCCUUUAAUGCGUACAAGGUGAAGGAAUACGUGGCUGAAUCAUUUGCAGUGGGUUGCUACCCAUUGAUUAGCAUGCUGAAUCAUUCCUGUGCUCCCAACGUGAAACGCAUCACUUUGCGCGAUGGGCGGUGUGCCGUUUUUGUCAUCCGUCCAGUUCUUGAAGGAAGUCAACUGUUCGAUAGCUAUGAAGCGGGUCAUACAUUGCAUGAACGAGAAAUGAGGCAAUCAAUGUUGUCAUUCAUAUACAGCUUCCAAUGCACAUGUGAAGCAUGUACAUUCAAUUAUCCUACUUUGAAAGUUCUUCUGGAAGGUAGUGAUGUAAUCAAUUCUGAAAACAUGACAAAACAUUUGUACUACAAUCGGAUGCUCAGUUCUCAUGAGGAUAAGAAAGUGCGCAAAAUUAUGGCAGAACUGCGGUCUUUUCUGAAUGAAACACCAAAAUUGUAUCCUGAGAGUGAAGUCUGCUUUAGACAGGUAGAGUUUGUACGGUCUCUUCAAGUACUGUACAACCAAACAUCUGAAAAUGCGGAGUAUUGGAAACACUGCAAACCGUAGCUAAUAUUCCCAGAAAAAUGUGUGAGGUUCUGAGUACAACUGAGUUAAUUUCCUUACGUAUAUGGUUAGCGCGGGUUUUUACACAUUUGAUGUUCGUUCAAUAUGCCCAUGAAUUCGAUAUGCUGAUAAUAAACUGAAUUUUUCUUUUUGAUAAA
This is a messenger RNA of Anopheles gambiae (African malaria mosquito), 2365 nucleotides long. Its product is annotated as SET and MYND domain-containing protein 4. Bases 363 to 2210 code for a protein of 615 amino acids. Lineage: Eukaryota; Metazoa; Arthropoda; Insecta; Diptera; Culicidae. The transcript has 2 exons. Gene Ontology annotation, molecular function: protein binding. The record is from RefSeq and is a predicted model, not a curated record.